AUGUUGCUGGCUCGGUCGCUUUGGCGACGAGGACCAGACACCCUGAUGGCAAGCUCGACGAACAGCGUCAUUCCGAAAAAUAGCGCCCUGAAGCCGCUCAAAGUUAUGCACAGGGGGUCGUACUCGUAGUAGAGCCAUACUUACACUGAGGAGGAUAGAGUAGGAAACCACGAAAAAACAUUUCAUGUUUCUCGGAACCAAAAAGUUGGACUCUGUUUUUACAUACCUGAUAUACCUUAGAUUAGUCCCUUUAACCAACAGAUAAGAUAAAGAUUCUAUCUUGCCCUAAAUCCAUCGUGCAGGCGAGAAUGUUGUGCCCAGGCGGACUCCCGUACAAGUCGUACGGUAAGGGUCAGUUCCUGAUCAAUAAGAACGCCGCUCCGGGUUUUGCCGCUUGGGGUCUCUGGUGUACGGCCUUCGGCUACGCGUUCUGGUGCUUGAAGUGGCACCAUCCUGGCAACUACCCACCGAGCUGGACAGACCACGAGCGCGGAUGGCUGUAAGUGAACACAACGACGAGUCAGUAUGCUGGCGAUAAAGGACAGGCAUAGGUUGGAGAUACUGAGCAGGUUGGCGACAUGUGUGGCGUUGAUGAAGGUGGGUUGAUGUCAUUUGGCAAGCUAGUACACGAAGAAUAUGCAAUUGUUGUUAGGAGAGACAUUCAUGAUUAUGAAAAUAGGUACUGCCGAAAACUACGCGAUCUUCUGGCGCUACUCAUACAUGUCGCUUCUCUGCUUCAGUCCGGGGGAAAGUAUCCUCCGCGAAUAAUAUAACAAACUCACUUCUUGAGAUCCUUCUUCAAGAUGUCCACAAGAAACAUGACACUACUCUUAUAUAAAUCCACAAAUCGAUCUAUUUGAAAAAACUACUUUCGUCGAGACUGCCUUCUUCAACAUGAUUACCGUAAAUGUGUGUGUCGUCUUCAACAUUCCACCCUGGUGUGAAGUUACAACCAAGAAUUUGAACACCCAGC
Messenger RNA from Amoebophrya sp. A25, 973 nucleotides. NCBI's taxonomy places the organism in Eukaryota, Dinophyceae, Syndiniales, Amoebophryaceae. The record is from the annotation of a GenBank genome assembly.